AUGCCUUGUACUGGGAAGGACAAGGGUGAGGAUGUGGAGAUUGUUGAGGGUGAGGGGGGAUUGCGUAUGAAGUUUGAGAAGAUGAAGUUGACUCGGGAUGGGGAGGUCUGGCUAGAGGUGGAGGAUGAGGGGAGCGGUGAGGAGAGUGACGAUGGUGAGGAGAGUGACGAUGGUGAGGGGGAUGAGGAUGAGGACGAAGAUGGCGAUGAGGAGUGGCAAGAGGACGAUGUGGAGUACUAUGAGGAGUCUGAGGAGUACUAUGAUGAUGAUUAUGAGGAUUACGGUGAGUCGGAUUCGGUUGGAUAA
Podospora bellae-mahoneyi is the source of this 306-nucleotide messenger RNA. RefSeq lists its product as uncharacterized. The transcript has 2 exons. The record is from RefSeq and is a predicted model, not a curated record. The coding region runs from base 1 to 306 and encodes 101 amino acids. Lineage: Eukaryota; Fungi; Ascomycota; Sordariomycetes; Sordariales; Podosporaceae.